This is a messenger RNA of Onychostoma macrolepis, 3513 nucleotides long. RefSeq names its product myotubularin related protein 9 (gene mtmr9). The transcript has 11 exons. The record is from RefSeq and is a predicted model, not a curated record. Bases 93 to 1742 code for a protein of 549 amino acids. Gene Ontology annotation, biological process: negative regulation of autophagy. Lineage: Eukaryota; Metazoa; Chordata; Actinopteri; Cypriniformes; Cyprinidae.
UUCAAAUUAGCUUGCGGUCGGUUAUCAAAUCCAACAAAGGAGUGGAAACUGGGAAGUGGAGGUGUCAGGUUUCUUGUACCUCUCAAAACAUCAUGGAGUUUGCUGAGCUGAUCAAAACCCCUCGUGUGGAUGGAGUGGUCCUCCACCGACCCUUCAUGCCCACUGUGGAGGGAACUCUGUGUCUGACAGGACAUCACCUCAUCUUGUCUUCUCGCCAGGACAACACUGAAGAGCUCUGGCUGCUUCAUGCUAACAUUGACUCUAUUGAGAAAAGGUUUAUCGGAUCGCUGGGAACUAUUAUUGUAAAGUGUAAGGACCUGCGGGUGAUUCAGCUGGACAUACCUGGCAUGGAGGAGUGUCUUAAUAUUGCCAACUCAAUUGAAGCUCUCUCCACGCUGGACUCUGUGUCCCUGAUGUAUCCGUUCUUCUACCGUCCUUUGUUUGAGGUCAUUGAGGAUGGAUGGCAGUUGUUCGUACCAGAGGAGGCUUUCAAAGAUCUGGAGUCUAUGACAGAUGAAUGGAGACUGAGUGAGGUAAAUAAAGACUUCAGCGUGUGCCCCUCGUACCCAUCCCUACUGACUGUGCCCAAAGACAUUGAUGAUGAAAGUCUCUGCAAAGCUGCAUCCUUCCGCCACGGAGGCCGUUUCCCUGUGCUCAGUUACUACCACAAGAAAAACGGCAUGGUGAUGAUGCGAGCAGCACAGCCACUAACAGGAACCAAUGGACGCCGCUGCAAAGAGGAUGAGAAACUGAUCAAUGCCACGCUUUGUGCGGGGAAGCGAGGUUACAUCAUCGACACGCGGACUAUAGCUGUGGCGCAGCAGGCUAAAGCUCGCGGAGGAGGAUUUGAACAGGAAGCCAACUACCCUCAGUGGAGGAGGAUCCAUAAAGCCAUUGAGAGGUCUAAUGUUCUGCAGGAGAGUCUGAUAAAGCUGGUGGAGGCGUGCAACGAUCAGUCGCACAGCAUGGACCGCUGGCUUAGUAAACUUGAAGCGUCCAACUGGCAGAGUAAUGUUAAGGAAAUCCUCACAACGGCCUGCCUGGCUGCACAGUGCAUUGACAGGGAAGGGGCGUCAGUGCUGGUUCAUGGUACAGAGGGCACUGAUUCAACACUGCAGGUCACGUCUCUCGCCCAGAUCAUCCUCGAUCCGGCAUGCAGAACCAUCCGUGGCUUUGAGGCGCUGAUUGAGCGAGAGUGGUUACAGGCCGGUCACCCGUUCCAGCAGCGCUGUGCACAGUCUGCAUACUCAAACGGGAAGCCCCGGAGUGAAGCGCCCGUGUUCCUGCUCUUCCUGGACUGUGUGUGGCAGAUCCUGCGGCAGUUCCCUUGCUCCUUCCAGUUCAAUGAGAACUUCCUGAUCAUGCUCUUCGAGCACACCUAUGCCUCACAGUUUGGCACUUUCCUUGGAAACUGCGUGGCCGAGAGGGUGAAGCUGCAGCUGUCUCAGAAAACUGUUUCUUUGUGGUCCUGGGUGAACAGACCUCAGGAGCUGGAGCGAUUUCUCAACCCACUGUAUGAGCCCAAUAACCUGGUCAUCUGGCCGUCUGUGGCUCCUCAGAGCCUGCUUCUGUGGGAGGGGGUAUUCCUUCGCUGGAAUCGCUCCACAAAGUGUUUGGACGAGGCCCAUCAGGAGAUGGUCCAUAUUAUAGAGUACAACAAGGAGCUGCAGAACAAAGUGAACAGCCUGCGCAGACAGCUGGCCCAGCUCGAGACGGAGGACAGCCCACUGCAGACACCGUAGGACAUCAGCAGAAUGAUAUCCUUCUGAUUUGCCAUCUCUGUCUUACUGAAAUAAGCCUCACGCACAUAUAUCUACACUCCUCUGAUCGUACUCUUUCUUUCUGACUCCAUUGGUCUCUAAUGGAUCCUACUCUCUGGCCACUAGAUCUGCUACUCUAUUAAUAUAUCAUUGUGGUUUUCUUCCUUAAACACUAUGCCUCACUUGUCCUUAUUAUGACGUGGUUCAUGUAAAACAUUUUAAACUGAUUAGCAGGUUAUGAUUAGAAGGUCAUUUCAUUAGAGAUUGUACAUUGGUGCUUUGGUUUACAUGUUCUCAAAGAAAAGGGACUGCUGAUGUGCCAUUUUUUAUUUUUAUUUUAAGUCGUGUGCCAUGAAGUGCAAUAGAAAAUACAAUUCUAAAAUAAAAGGGAAAAUAUUGGACUGACUAUUAGAUGCUGGAAAUAUCAUUUGAAUCUAACACAGCUGGUUUACAUAGUCUUAUGUGUUCCCUAACUCCUUCCAAAGAGACACUGACCACAUGAUUAAAGAGAUAGUUCACCCAAAAAUGCUGUCCAAGAUGUAGAUGAAUUUGUUGCUUCAUCAGAACAGAUUUGCAAAAAUUUAACAUUACAAUACUUGCUCACCAAUACAUCCAAUGCAGUGAAUGGGUGCCAUCAGAAUGAGAGUCCAAACAGCCGAUAAAAACAUCACACUUUUUUUUUUUUUAAUCAGCUUUUUGAACUCUCAUUCUCACUGCACCCAUUCACUGCAGAAGAUGUAUUGGUGAGCAAGUUUUGCAAGUGUGAAGGAACAAACUCGUCUAUGUUUUGAAUGGUCUGAGAGUGAGUACAUUUUCAGCAGAUUUGCAUUUUUGGUGAACUGUUGCCAAGAUAUUGCCAAAAGUGGCACUUUUUGCUUUACAAAUGUAAGAUCGUUUGUGCACGGGUAAUAUUCAUAUUUGUAUAAAGAUGUUUAGUAUAUAGUUUAAAAAUCCAGAUUUCUGUUAGCGACAUAGAGAAUAAUGUGUCAUAAAUUUCCACCCACAACCCUUAAAAUGAUUUGUUGCAGAUUUUUUUUACAUUUUUUUUAAUGAAUAUCUUUUAGGACACACACAGCAGUUGUUUAGGCCCACUGGGAUUAUUACAGUUUCUGUUCUGCACAAAAGCAUUUCAUUCCCUACAGUUCUGCACGAGUGACAUGAGCAUGAUCUGUGGACAGAAGGUGUUUGCUGCAAAAUCUCAUGCAAAUCAUUUCACACAUCAUUUAUGCAAAUAAAUCAAGAUAUAUUUGCUCAAUGUGCCGUUACAUGUUUUUUUUUGGUCCAUUUGUUUAAUAAAUAUCUGAAUAUUUAAAUCUAUUGUGCAGUGACUGCUGUAGCCUAUAUAUGUAAUUUUAAUAUUCCACUGGGUUCUUGCCAUCAAAUAGACUCUGCUGCAUUUAUGAAUGUGUUUUAAUUUAAGGUAGAUUUUGAUACUGGGGAUAGAUAGAUAGAUAGAUAGACAGUCAGUCAGUUGUUGUUGUUUUUUUAUGCACAAUAUUUUUUUAUUUCAUUCAGGCACUUCAGUAGCAUCAACUGACAAACAUUAUUAAGAUUCACUGUAAAAUUGUCUGUACAGUGUCAUGCCUUGCUUUACAAAAUAUUGAUCAAAUGUAUAACUGAAGUAUGUUAUGUUCUGUGGGCAUUAAAUUUGUUUAAUGCACAUCUGUGUGUAUUUGAUUUUUUUCAUAUUUAAAUUGACCACCUGUAAGUAUCUCAGUUCCAAGGCAAUAAAUGGUAAUAAAAUAUGAAUUAC